This is a messenger RNA of Rotaria sp. Silwood1, 2622 nucleotides long. Lineage: Eukaryota; Metazoa; Rotifera; Eurotatoria; Philodinida; Philodinidae. The record is from the annotation of a GenBank genome assembly.
AUGGUAGAUAAUUCUGGUAGAAAAGAAAAUCGAUUAUGUAUUGUAUCAUUAAUUGGUAAAAGUACUUUAUUUGAACAACAAUGUAAUAAAUCUUGGAAAUUAAAUCAACUUAUACAGAUGCCUGCAUUCAAAGAACAUUCUGUUGUUAAUAAUGAAGAUGAUUUUGAAUAUUAUUAUGAUCAUUUAAAUAAUACAAUAUAUGUUCAUCUUCGUUCAUUUCAUGAUACAUAUCAAUUACUUCAUUUAGUUGAUAAUAUUAAUGAUGAUACAUCUAUAAAAAAUUUUGCUCAAUUAUGGGAAAAUAAACAAGCAAAUUUUAUUAAAAAAAGUCUUAUAUGUUUUCUUCUAUCACAUAUUAUUAUUAUUUCUCAUUCAUCACAUACAUUUGAUUUAAAUUAUUUACGUUUUUUUCGUAUUAUUGAACUUUUACGUCAUAAAACUAAACCAGCUGUAUUAGAAAUACUUCGUUCAUUGAACGUAUUAAAAGAAGCUGAUAUUAAUAUGAAUGAUGGACGUCUUUGUGUACCACGUGCAUUAUUUAUAUUUGAAAAUCAUCAUCAUAAAGGAAAUGAUAUACCUGGUGGUGGUGAUCGAGAUGAUGAUCAAAAAUUAAUUAAUAUGGCUCAUAAUUUAGAAGAUAUUAUUUUUAAUGCAUUGAGAUGUUCUUAUAUUAUUUCGAAUCAAAUUAAUUCAGCAUUACUUACUAUUGCACAUAACCAACCAUUUGUAUUUAUUCAUCGUUGUUAUAAAGAAUCUUCAUCAUUAGGACAAACACAAAAAUUACUUGGAAUUUUACAAGGUUUUGUUAAGCAAACAAAAGAUUCAUCAAGUAAUUCUAAUCUUUUUAAUCGCUCCCAUACUCAUCAACAAGAUGAUACACAUGCUUUUAAACGUUUUUUAUUUCGUCAUAUUGAAGAAGCAUUAACGGAUGGUUGGUCAAAUGAUGGUAUAUCAGGUGGUGCACGUAGUGAAACAUCAUCAUUUGAAUUAUGUACAUAUUCAAUAUGGAUAAAUUUAUUUAAUUCUAUACGUGAAUUAUUUGAAACAAUACCAGCAACAAAUAAAACUAUGCGACAAGCAUUUGGUAUGCUUCGAGCUAAUAUUGAUCCUGAUGGAAAAUUAAAUGAAACACGAUGUAAAAAAUAUUUACCAAUGGCUAUUAAAUAUUAUGAAGAUGGUUUACCAUCAAGAUAUACUCAACAUUUUCAUGAACAACGAUUACAAGCAACAAAUGAAUUUUUUGCAACGUAUGCACGUGGUUCAAGUUAUAAACGUUAUGUACAACAACUUAAUGAACAAUGCACACGUUUAUGGCAUGAUGGAAGACAAUUAUGUGAAGCUAUUAGUCUUACUAGAAAUCCAUGUAAAAAUGAACUACAUCGCGUACCUGGUGAAGAAGAUUCAAGUGAAUCAGCUAAUAUGGCACAUUUACCAAUACGAUCACAUAAUAGCAAGAUUCAAUUAAUGGCAGCUAGUAAUUGUGGUCAAAUUUUGCAAGAACGUGAAGAUCCAUUUGAUUUAAAAGAAGCUAAUUAUGAUUUUUAUCAAGAUGUUAAUAAAAUGUUAUCAGUAAAACCAAUUUAUUUUGAAUUUCCAAUCUUUCGUGGAACUGUUACAUCUACAGAAGCUCGAGCUUGUAACAACCCUAAAAUUGAAUCAAAACUUUCUAAAUCAUCUCAAGAUCUUAGUGGUGCAUCUGAUCUAAGUCAAUCAAAAUCAGUUGCACUUUAUUCACCUGUACCAGACGAUGAACAACAAGCAUUAGAUAACAUAACUGGUGAAAAAUCCGAUAAACAUAAGACAGUUACAUGUGCUGAUGAUGAACAACCUAUUCCAAGUACAACUGAAUAUCUUGAUGGCAUGACACAUUCAGAUAGUCCACCUGGGUUAUUACCUCGACAUAGUUCAUGGAGUUUAUGUUGUAUUGGUCGAGCAUCUGAUUAUAUACCGACGAAAGGUCUUCAACAACCUGGCUUUUUGACUAGUUUAAAUCAUCUCAUACCAUGGGAUAUAAAUCCACAUAAUAAUCAAACAUCAACAACAAAUGCUGCUGGUGGUGGUGCUGCCCAGUAUCAUCAACAACGUACAACAGCUACACGUAGUUAUAAAAAUAAUCGACGAGGUGCAGCUAGUUCAUCAAUUUGGGAUGUUACCAUUCGUGUUUAUAUUGGAUGUGAAUAUGAAUGUCCACGUGGUCAUAGAUUUUUAUGUGCAUCACCUAAUCAUGUUAUUCGUGUUGGUCAAAAUGGAAUUGUUAAAGAUGAUGGUGCUAAAUUAGUUCGAUCUGAUAUGCCAUUAUAUACUCCAUGUUCAUGUCGAAUAUUAUCUACUGGUGCACGUGUAUGGGCACAAUUAAUGCGUGCAUAUGUUGUAACACCAUCAUCAUCAACACCAAUUCAAUGUGUACUUCAUCCACAAGUUGUACCAGCUGGUCCAAAUAGUCCAACAUUUUUUCCAAGUUAUACUCAACCAAUUCAUCUUACAGAAGAUUCUAUAUGGGUUUUACGUUUUCCAUUUAUUUAUCAUGAUGGAGAAAAACCUUUAUAUCGACCACAAAAUGAAGAAGAUUUAGCUCAAUGUCUUGUUUUACGUGAUCUUUUUUCAUGGACAAAUAAAUCUUGA